This is a messenger RNA of Sclerotinia borealis F-4128, 597 nucleotides long. Lineage: Eukaryota; Fungi; Ascomycota; Leotiomycetes; Helotiales; Sclerotiniaceae. The record is from the annotation of a GenBank genome assembly.
AUGGCAGAUGUCGAAGAUACCACUGUUGCUCCAACAGAACCUCAAUCCCGAAAUAUUGUUUACUGCGGAGUUUGUUCGUUACCACCUGAGUAUUGUGAAUAUGGCGGUACCGUGAAGAAAUGUCAGGAAUGGCUCGAGAAGAAACACUCAAAUAUGUAUGAGAGGUUAUGGUCUGACGACGCCCUCGCAGCCGCAACCUCCACCCUCAGCGUCGACGCCCAAAAGCGCGCCGCCAAAGACGCCACUAAAAAAGCCGCCAAAGCCGAAGCGCAAGAGGCCAAACACAACGAAACGCUCGCGAGCUCCAAGAUCCGCAUCAAGCGCGUGGAGCGCAACAAGCGGAAAUACGUAACUGAAGUACAAGGGCUCGAGGCAUUUGGACUGGAGUUGAAGAAGGUGUCUAAGGAAUUUGGAUCUAAGUUUGCGACGGGGAGUAGCGUGACGAAGGUGGCGAGUGGGGGGUUCGAAAUUACGGUGCAGGGUGAUGUGAGUGAGGAUGUGAGGGAGUUUUUGUGUAGGAAUUAUAGGGAGAUUCCUAGGAAGAAUAUUGUGUUGGAGGAGCCGAAGAAGAAGAAGGCGGAGCCGGUGGAUGUUUAG